AUGGACCUGGUGCUCUCCACAACGUUGGGAAUCACGAUGCUCGUGUUCGCUGUUCUGAAUAUGACAUUCUGCGACAUGGGCGGUGUUAUUGACUACUUACACGGCCCUGUGGCGCUGGUCAACUCUGGGCUGGUGGCCGGCAGCGCGGUGGCCACUUACGCCUCGGUGAUGAGGCGCCUCGACGCCAGCCGCGACACUCCUCCGACGCCCGCUCCCCUAGAGCUCGAUGUU
Iphiclides podalirius (scarce swallowtail) is the source of this 231-nucleotide messenger RNA. The record is from the annotation of a GenBank genome assembly. NCBI's taxonomy places the organism in Eukaryota, Metazoa, Arthropoda, Insecta, Lepidoptera, Papilionidae.